This is a messenger RNA of Photinus pyralis (common eastern firefly), 2310 nucleotides long. RefSeq names its product sodium-coupled monocarboxylate transporter 1. NCBI's taxonomy places the organism in Eukaryota, Metazoa, Arthropoda, Insecta, Coleoptera, Lampyridae. Gene Ontology annotation, molecular function: symporter activity. Gene Ontology annotation, cellular component: membrane. Gene Ontology annotation, biological process: transmembrane transport; sodium ion transport. The record is from RefSeq and is a predicted model, not a curated record. The transcript is spliced from 11 exons. The coding region runs from base 226 to 2220 and encodes 664 amino acids.
UAAUCUUCUUUUUGGUUGCGAGAAUUGUUGGUUCGGUGUCUCUUUUCCUUUAUUGCAAAUUCACGCGAAUGAAUUACAUCGUACGAUCCAACCGUCAAAUAGUCCAAAUACAGUUUCGCACGUUUUUGAGUUGGGACCGGUGUCGGAUAAGGGAUCGGUGAGUGGAUUUUUUCCGAAAUGUAAUUUAGUUCAAUUUACGUGCGGCGUGUACGCAAAUGAAGAAGUAUGUUUGGGGUUACCAAUAAACGAGUUGAGCUGAUGGUACGGGUUGCCAUGUUAAUUCUUUUGCAACGAGAAGCUUUGGCGGAAGGUCCACAUUUGCCACAAACGGGCAGGUUUCGCGAAGGUACGUCCAUUGAUGAUAAUUUCACACAAUGUAAUGGUGGUCAUGGUGGAAAAAUCGAAAACGAAUUCGGUUGGCAGGAUUACUUGGUCUUAUUGGCAAUGCUUGUGAUAUCGUGCGGAAUUGGCGCCUUUUACGGCUUCUUCGGAUCCAAGCAAAAAACCAGCAGCGACUUUCUGCACGGGGGUGGAACGAUGGGCACCUUUCCGAUGGCAAUGUCAUUGGCGGCAAGCUUUAUCACGGCCAUUGAAUUACUGGGAAAUCCCGCAGAAAUGUAUAAUUACGGUACACAAUUUUGGAUGAUCUGCAUCUCUUUCAUUUUGGUUAUUCCAAUUACAUCCAAAUUCUACUUGCCGAUAUUCAUGAAGCUACGGUUAACUAGUAGUUAUGAGUAUUUGGAAUUGAGAUUCAAUCGACAGACGAGCCUUUUGGCAAGCGGACUGUACAUAUUUCAAAUGGUGCUGUACACCAGCGUCGCGGUGUACGCUCCGGCUUUGGCUCUUAGUCACGUGACUGGACUAAACGUUUACAUUGCCGUUACCGUGGUCUACGUCGUUUGCAUCUUCUACGCAUCUCAGGGAGGUAUGAAAGCCGUGAUCAUGACCGACACGUUCCAAGCAGUUGUCUUGGUCGCCUCCAUCCUUCUGGUUCUGUACUUCGGCGAGAGGUACGUCGGCGGUACCGGCGUCAUUUGGUCCGACAGUUACAGAACGAAUCGCUUGGAGAUCUUCAAUAUGAAUCCGAGCCCAACGAUCAGGCACAGCUUUUGGUCGGUAGUGAUCGGCGGCACUUUUUACUGGCUCACGAUGUUCAGCUCUAAUCAGGCGUCAAUUCAAAAGUAUCUCACGGUGGAAACGAUUUCUCAAGCUCGAAAGGCGAUUUGGGUGUCGUCGAUCGGACUGAUCCUAAUCUACACGAUUAACUUCUAUACGGGAAUGGUGCUGGUCUCCCACUAUCGCUCCUGUGACCCGCUGAAAUCGCACCAGAUUUCGUCACCCGACGAAAUUCUGCCUUUCUACGUUUUGUCGCAGCUGGGUCACAUGCGAGGGGUUACGGGACUUUUCGUCGCGGGUAUUUUCGCCGCCAGUUUAGGGACAGUGGCGUCGGCGUUAAACAGCUUGGCCGCCGUCACCUGCAAGGAUUUCAUUUCUGGGGCGUUCAGAAUCGAAAUGGCCGAAUCUAAGGGCGCGCUGUGGGGCAAGUGCAUCUCCAUCGCUUACGGAAUUAUAAGUUUCGGACUUGUGUUUAUAGUCGAGCAAUUGGGAAGCGUAAUGCAGAUCGCCUUGAGUUUCAAUGGAAUGGUUGGAGGAGUGACUCUUGGUCUCUUCUCCGCGGGCAUGUUCUUCCCGUGGACGAACUCGAAAGGUGCGGUUACCGGGGCCACUGUCGCCCUAGCCGUUGUUCUUUGGAUGGGCAUUGGUCAGCAAGUGGCCGUUGCCAAUGGCAGUUACGUGGUGCAGCAGAAACCCGUAAGCGUCGAAGGUUGUCGUUGCCUGAACCACACGGAGAUCGCCGCAGAAGCCGUUGGCCAAAAUUCACUAUUCUUCUUGUACCGAAUUUCGUACCUGUGGUAUUCCGCAAUCGGCUUCCUUAUAACGGUCGUAGUGGCAUUUAUUGUUUCCAUCGUUACCGGCGUCCAAGAUCCCUUCGGCAUUGAUCCGGAUUUAAUGUCGCCUCCAUUCGCCUACUUUUACGAAACGCUGCCAAGGGAUUGGCAGGAAUUCCUUAGGCUUCCCCGAAUUGCAGAAGUCGAAAAGGCGAUCGACUUGAAAGGGAUUGUUAACCAUGGUCUGAGUAUGAGCGACGAUAAAGUGGAAAGUGACUGUAAGAAGACUGAUAGCAAAACGGGUCCUACAAAUUCGGUUAUCGAAAAGUAACUAAAAAUCAGUAUUAAUAAACUCGUUAUUUAAACAAAUUUUCGUUGUUAUUGUACAUAUAUUACAUAAUAUACACAAAUUGUGAUAUAA